This is a messenger RNA of Bufo bufo (common toad), 2597 nucleotides long. RefSeq names its product G protein-coupled receptor 87 (gene GPR87). NCBI's taxonomy places the organism in Eukaryota, Metazoa, Chordata, Amphibia, Anura, Bufonidae. The transcript is spliced from 4 exons. Gene Ontology annotation, biological process: negative regulation of adenylate cyclase activity; G protein-coupled receptor signaling pathway. The record is from RefSeq and is a predicted model, not a curated record. Bases 807 to 1931 code for a protein of 374 amino acids. Gene Ontology annotation, molecular function: G protein-coupled purinergic nucleotide receptor activity. Gene Ontology annotation, cellular component: membrane.
AACACCAAGUGGCCCUAUUAAAAGGGUAUCUAAUCUUGAACAUUUAUGGCUCAACCACAUUUGCCACAUCUGUCCACGUCAACAUCUGAUGUUAUGGUAUUCCAGUAGUGUGUUCUGGCAGAGAAACAGACCACCAGAAUUACUGUAUCUGGUAGAUCUGGAAACUACUGGAGAUCCCCAUUCAUUAUCAGGGGAUCCAUUGGGUUUCCAGCAGGUUUCUGGCAUGAAAGUUGGUUUUCUGCUGAAAAAUACCACUGCUUGCAUCCAGCAGGCCCCUGAGGUGUCUGGCUAGAUCCCGUAAUUCCGGUAGUCAGUUCCAUUAUACCAUAAUUCAGAUGUGAGCUUAAGAUGAGAAUACCCCUUUAAAUGCCUCACAUUUAGCCUUUCUCCUAGAUUUGAUGGUUAUAGACAAUUUUGCUUCUAGACAAGUUUUGUCAGCUUCAACUUAUCCACAAUGUAGACUGAAUGUCUGUUGUCUUCUAGUCUACUGUAAUAACAGAAUAUCUUCAUGACCUCAUUCUUUAAUUUAGCAGCACAUAUAAUUUGCUAUUUAUCUACACAUGACAAUAGUUAAGCAUUUAAUUCAGACGUAUCCUGCUGCCGCCUUCAUGCCCAAACCUGUAGCUUUAGACUUGUUGGGAAUACAAAAGAUGUACAAACAAUCGGGAGCGAUUCCUGCGCUCUGCUCUGCUACAUCUCUAUGCAUGUAAUUGCUGCUACCUCAUGUAAAUACACAGUAUGUUUCACAUAUCAGGCACUGCUGCAAAGAGAAUCCAUGUAGAAGGUAAAGAGUUGACAGAAAGCAAAUGGUGUUAAAUGUUUCAAGUGUGUCCUGGAAUACUGCAAGUACAAAUAUGGAUGCAGACCUGCAUGUUAUUUCUCCAGAAUUCAUAAAGGAUGGCUUUCACAGUAACAUCACAAGCCAUGGAGGAAAUGCCACAACUCUCACAGAACUACUCAGGAUCAUCUUUCCUGUGGUAUAUCUCAUCAUUUUUCUUGGAAGCGUCAUGCUCAAUGGUCUUGCUGUCUGGAUUUUCUUCCAAAUCAGAAGCAAAACAAGUUUCAUUGUGUAUCUCAAGAACAUUAUGGGUGCCGACCUCCUCAUGACAGCAUCCUACCCAUUUAAAAUCAUCCAGACUUCUGGGAUUGCGCAUUGGAAUUUCAACGUCUACCUCUGUCGGUACACCAGUGUCUUGUUCUACACCAGCAUGUACAUUAGUAUUGCCUUUCUCGGACUAAUUAGCAUUGAUAGAUAUCUGAAAGUGGUGAAGCCUUUUGGUAGUUCAAAAAUGUACAGCAUUAAGUUCACAAAGAUGGUGUCUACGGGCGUUUGGCUAGUCAUGUCCGCGCUUGCCUUGCCGAAUGUCAUCUUGACAAAUGGCAAACCAACUAGAGACAAUGUCAAUGACUGCAUGAAACUCAAGACCCCUUUUGGAGUUCAGUGGCAUACAGCUAUUUCUUACAUUGAUAUGUUCAUAUUUUUUACUGUGAUGAUUAUGCUGAUCGCAUGUUACAUUUCAAUAUCCCGACAUAUACAGAAAUCUAGCAAACCCUUUGUCAGUUGCUCCAGUCGGACAAGAAGACAUAACCAGAGUAUACGUGUAGUUGUGGCCGUAUUUUUCACCUGUUUUUUGCCCUAUCAUCUAUGUGAGUUGCCUUUCCUGUUCGGCCAACUGGACUCAAUCCCGGAGCAACAAAUCUAUACCAUUCUGCUCUACUGCAAGGAAGGCACGCUGAUUCUCGCUGCCUGCAAUGUUUGCUUGGAUCCCAUUAUCUAUUUCUUCAUGUGCAGAUCAUUUUCUCACAGACUGUUCAACAGAUCCAGUAUUAGAUCUAGGAGCGAAAGCAUAAGAUCCCUGCAAAGUGUGAAGAAGUCUGAAGUGCGGAUAUACUGUGAUUAUACCGAGAAGGAACCAUGCUGCACUCUCUGAACGUUCACUUUGGACAUUUAGUGGCAGCUCUAUGUAUUAAGAGCAGAACAGGUCUCUAUUGAGGAGUCACACCGAGGCUGGUGAGGACUUUCUUGUGAUUACACAUGGUGGUGUCUCAGAGAACCGAUAGUUCAGACCCUGCAGUGCACAGUGAGAGAACAUCUGAAGGAACUCCUCAUCUGCUGGCAUAGGAAGGACCAGCUUCUUGUACUGGCACUAGCGAGUCAGUGGGAAUGAGUGACACUCGCAAAUUGGAGCACCACCCUAGGGACCUUGAAGCAGUGACACCCACUAAGCCUGCAAAGUGCAAGAUACAACGUUAAGGACAUGCGGGACUGUCAAAGUCGCCUUUCUGAAUGGAAAGCCAGUGGUGGGGCUGUCUCCACUAGAUGCUGAGUUCACCAGAAUGCUAGGUAGCAGCUAGUCACUGCCAAACCCAUGCCAAAGGCUUCCUGGGAACUUGUGCAAUCACAGCCCACUGCUGUAUAAUUCUUGACCUGUAGAGGUACAGUACUACGCCCUUCAAGGAACAGUUGACCAGGCACAGGAAAACUCAAGUGAGAACUUUGCAGGGUUGAAAUCCCCAGUCCCCAAAAAAGUAGCUCUACAGGUUAUAGUGUUACCGCAACUUGGCAUGGACAUAUUACCAACUGGAAUAAAGUUUUG